Molecule: messenger RNA, 2370 nt
Organism: Neurospora hispaniola
Lineage: Eukaryota; Fungi; Ascomycota; Sordariomycetes; Sordariales; Sordariaceae
Product: GTPase-activating protein GYP7
Exons: 3
Coding region: 1-2370 (789 amino acids)
Biological process (GO): activation of GTPase activity
Molecular function (GO): GTPase activator activity
Source: RefSeq, a predicted model, not a curated record
AUGCUAACCGAAUCCCAGGUCUACAUCCACCCAACGCCAUCCGCAAAAGAUAACAUCCCCGGCUAUAUCGCGCUUCUCCAACAAAGAAACCAACACCGCGAUGACCGCCCCGCCUCCUCCUCCUCGCGGGAUCCGAGCAACACCCCGGCAUCCUCGGACCUCCUCCUCGCCUGGGUCCCCGAGUCUCAACUUGGCGAAGCAGCCAACCUCUACGUGAAAGUCGACCUCUGCGACGGCGACUCGCCACCCAAGCAAUCCUACCUCGUCCCUCCUCCGCCAACCGUCACUACGCACCGCGGCUCCGUCGGGCCCUAUGCCUUCGCCAUCCCCGUCAGCGCCAUCUACAGCCUGCUGAUCCGCCCACCGAGCGUGGGAUGGUGGUGGGGCAGCAUCAUUAUCAACAGCCGAGGUGGCGACAGUUUCCCGGCCCUUUUUUUCCAUGACAGCGAGUGCCAGAGUACCAUUUUGCAGAAGAAGAAGCGGACGGCCGACACUUUCGACCCCUUCGGCGAAGCGGGUCAGAUGUUCUGGGGCGGCGAUGAAGUGCUCCGGUGGCUGAGGCGGUACGUGCAGAUUGAGCGGAGCGGGGCCGAGCCGAAUAUGUACCUAGUCGAGCCGUCAAAGGAGGAUAGUGUUGCAUUUGGGGGGAAGCCUACAACAAAUACGGCGGCACAGGCGGGAUCUUCGCGUGGAGGGCCAGGCGGCGCCAAUGCUAAGGACCAGGACGCCGGCAUGGACCCGUUCGUCAAGCUGAUCAAGGAAGCGGGCUGGAAUCUGAUGGAGAAGUUCAGCAAGGUGACCACGUUUACCCGCCAAGCGGCCAACGAUGUUUUGGACAACCCGCGUGUGCCGCCGCAAAUGAGAAGGCUGCUGAGGAACCCGGAGGUGCAGACGUUGCAGGACGAGUUCGACAGCGCGAGGAUUUACCUGGCAAGGUGGGCGAUGGGUAUAGCGGAGCAGAGCGAUAGGGACAGGAAUAGGCGGAUAUGGACGGCGCGGGAUGUCAUGGAGCUGGAGGAUACGGAUGUGGGCGAGUUUGAGCUAGUGGAUGGGGCGAAUAGCUUGAGUCUGGAGGAGAGGAGGAGGGUUCUGACGCUAAAGGAGUGGAAUGGCUUCUUUGACGAGGAGACGGGGAGGUUGAGUAUUACCGUUGACGAAGUGAAAGAAAGGAUCUUCCAUGGCGGCCUUGAUCCUGAGGAUGGGGUCAGGAAGGAGGCGUGGCUGUUCUUGCUUGGGGUGUAUGAUUGGUACAGCACGGCAGACGAGCGCAAGGCACAAGCGGCAUCGUUAAGAGACGCUUACAUCAAGCUCAAGGGCGCCUGGUGGGAGCGGCAGGUUGAUUUGGGUGGUGAGGGCGAAGAGGAGAAGGAUGUUCAUCGAACAGACCGAAACGUCCCAAUAUUCGCCGGCGAAGACAUCCCCCACCCCGACCCCGACUCCCCCUUUGCCUCCACAGGAACCAACGUCCACAUGGAGCAGCUGAAGGACAUGCUUUUGACCUACAAUGAGUACAACAAAGGUCUGGGCUACGUCCAAGGCAUGUCCGACCUGCUCGCCCCCAUCUACGCCGUCCUGCAAGACGAUGCCCUCGCCUUCUGGGCGUUCCAGCACUUCAUGGACCGGAUGGAGCGCAACUUCCUUCGCGACCAGUCCGGUAUGCGGGCACAGCUCCUGGCGCUGGACAACCUGGUCCGUUUCAUGGAUCCAAAACUGUACGCCCAUCUCGAGUCGGCCGACAGCACGAACUUCUUUUUCUUCUUCCGCAUGCUGCUGGUGUGGUACAAGCGUGAGUUCGAGUGGGCAGAUGUUUUGCGCCUGUGGGAGGCAUUGUGGACGGAUUACCUGAGCAGCGGGUUCCACUUGUUCAUUGCGCUGGCGAUUCUGGAGAGACAUCGCGAUGUGAUCAUGACGCAUUUGAAACACUUUGAUGAGGUGUUGAAGUAUGUGAACGAACUGUCCACCACAAUAGACCUAGAAUCCACCCUCAUCCGCGCCGAAGCCCUCUUCCAGCGCUUCCGCCGCCUAGUUGAAGCCAUCGACAGGAAAGAUCACUUUCCCGGCCCCAGAAGGCCGUUAUCAACAGCCUCGUCCUCAUCGGUAUCAGCCGUUCUGGCAGACGCGGAGGGUUCAAAAUCAUCCAGUCCUCCGUUGCCGCCUCGGCCUCAAUCAGGGCCUAGGACAGCGUCUUCCCCGUCAGCAGCUACGACCAAGGAUAACAAGGGCAAGACUACGGCUACGGCGGAAGAAGACAAAGAGAUAUUAGAAAAGAUCGUCACGCCGGCGCUGAGGAAGCUGUUGAGUCGGGAGGUGGAGAUUAUACGGGCUCCGGCGAGGGAGGGGACUGGAUAUCCGACUAGGGAGCGUGCGUAA